AUGUCUCCUUUGGUACUGGCGGCUAUUCAUUUACAUCUAAACAAUUUCAAAUUGGCUGCACAAUCCCUGGAAUUUGGACUCAGUCAUAACUUCCAGGUUCGGGAGCAUCCUGUCUAUCACCUGAUUCGGGCACAAAUCCAGAAAAAACAAAAUGAACUUACUGAUGCCAUCCAAACACUACAAUAUGCUAUGGGACUCCCUGGAAUGAAAGCAUCAGGCAAGCCUUCUGUCAGGGAGAAGAUUCAUGUCAAUGUAAAUGAUCGGGUAUCUGUAUUUUUGGAGUUGGCUGAUACACACAGACUUCUAGGACAGCAGCAUGAAGCUGCAAAAGUAAUGCAAGAUGCUAUUAAUGAGUUCCAAGGAAGCCCUGAAGAAGUACGCAUUACUAUUGCCAAUGUAGACUUGGCAUUGGCACGUGGUGAUAUUGAAUUGGCCCUGGGGACACUGAGAAAUGUAAGUCCAGAACAGCAGUAUUUUGUGCAGGCUCGAGAGAAGAUGGCAGAUAUCUAUCUCAACUACCGUAAUGACAAGAGACUCUAUGCCAAUUGUUACAGAGAAUUGGUAGAGAAAAAACCUAGUGUUCACACUUCACUUCUGCUGGGUGACGCUUACAUGAGCAUUCAAGAGCCUGAGAAAGCGAUUGAAAUUUAUGAGAGUGCUUUGCGCUUGAACCCUAAAGACACAACUUUGGCAAGUAAAAUUGUUCUUGUUGAUCAUUUAGUCAACUGCAUUCAUUUCCACUUGAUUGACUUGGCUGAAUUACUUCUCCGUCUUAAACAACAUGAAAAGGCAGAGAAGAUCCUCAGGCAGACUUUGGAACAAGAUGUUAAAUACACAGAUCUUGAUGUAAUGAAGGAGCAGGCAAAAUGUCUCCAUCUAUUGACAAAAAUCUGCCAGCAAACCAACAGGUCGGAAGAUGCCUUGCUUUUCUUUACAAAAGCCAAAGAAAUGCAAAUCAGAGUCUACCAGAGGGUUCAAACCGAACAGCCUGAUAUGGUGCCAGUACAGCGUCAAAUGAUCACCAAACUAUGUUGUGAAAUGGCACAACAUGCAAUGAAUUAUUCAGACUACGAGCAUGCUGUUGCUAGCUAUAAAGAGGCCCUUACCUACAAUGAAGGAGAUGGCAGGAAUGAUGCUGCUACCAUUAUGUUGGCCGACUUAAGUUUCAGCAGGAAUGACUACGAAAAUUCCUUGAAACAUUACAAGCAGUUGCUAACGACCAAACCAGACAAUUAUGAAGUCCUAGCCAAGCUGGUUGACCUUUUGAGACGAUCAGGAAAUUUAGAAGAUGCUGCUGACUUUUUAGAGACAGCCAAGGAAACAUCUCCUCAUAGCAAGACAGACGCAGGAUUCAAUUACUGCCUUGGACUAUAUGACUGGUAUACUGGCCGUUCCACUGCAGCUCUGAAGUGUUUCAACAUGGCUCGGAAGGACACUGUCUGGGGCAACCGUGCCAUCUUCAACAUGGUAGAAAUUUGUUUGAAUCCUGACAGUGAUACAAUUGGUGGGGAAGUGUUUGAAUCAGUUGAAGGACAAACAGGGAUGGACAAAAUGAAACUGGAUAAUGAACAAGUGGCUUUGAGAACAGCAGAAAAACUCUUGAAGGAAGUGAAACCUCGCAAUGGAAAUAUUCGUUUGCAGCUGAUGGAAAAUAUGGUGUUGGUUGCAUCAAAGACUAAAUCAAAUGUGGAGAAAGCAUUGACAAGUUUUAUGGAAGUCGCAUCCUUACAGAAAGACAAUGUAGGCGCACUGUAUGGAAUGGCCACAGCUUAUAUGGUCCAGAAACAAGUACCAAAAGCAAGAAAUCAACUGAAGCGAGUUUCCAAAUCAAACUGGACUCUAGAAGAUGCGGAGGAUUUAGAAAAGAGUUGGUUGCUCUUAGCAGACAUUUACAUUCAGUCUAGUAAAUACGACAUGUCAAAUGAACUCUUGAAAAAAUGUCUCCAGUACAACAAGGUGAGUUGA
Messenger RNA from Acanthosepion pharaonis, 1965 nucleotides. NCBI's taxonomy places the organism in Eukaryota, Metazoa, Mollusca, Cephalopoda, Sepiida, Sepiidae. The record is from the annotation of a GenBank genome assembly.